AUGGAUAUCUUGAGGUUCGCAUUUGGUAAUUUAAGUGAUGUUUUCCGCAUCUGGGCUGCAAUGAAACUGUCUGCCAUUUUUAUACCAUUUUGGGGAGUUCUUCUAUGGAUAACGUACAGACCGAAUAUUGGGAGUAAAAUAUGUCCAUUGGAUUGGCUUUUCCUUAUGGGCUACAUAAUCUACCAGGUGGCCUUCUUCACAGUGUCGUUCCAUCUCACUCUAUCAUCUGACUUACCGCCUGCUAGUACAACAAUUGUAACAGGGGAACAAGUUCGACUGAUGAUGAAGUCACAUGCAUUCGUGAGAUAUGCCAUCAGUACAAUAUUUGAAGAAGACAAAAUUGAAUCAACACCACCAUCGCCAACAACAACCAGUACAAACAUCACAGCUUCAACCGGUAAUCAGUAUUCAAAUCACACCAGUACAUCAACUGAUAUCAACGAAUUUCCUAAUUUCUCUCGUUAUCUUUACUUUUUGUUCGCUCCAACACUAGUCUAUCGGGAAAAAUAUCCACGUACACCAUGUAUACGAUGGUAUUUCGUGUUCUCGAACUUCAUUCAAGUUAUCGUCUGCCUUAUAUUUAGUUAUUACAUAUUUUUGCGUUUCUGUUUCCUACCGUUUUCACAACUUGGUAAAUUCUCCGAACUUUCAUUUAAAAAGUAUAUUCUAACAUCAACAGCCUGCAUCCUACCAGGUGGUUUAUUAAUGUUGAUUGCAUUCUAUUCUUUUCUACAUUCGUGGCUGAAUGCAUUUGCUGAAAUGCUGCGUUUUGGUGAUCGUCUAUUCUACAAAGACUGGUGGAAUGCUACAACAUUCAGUGUUUGGUAUCGUACAUGGAAUGUAAUUGUUCACGAUUGGUUAUAUACAUAUGUGUAUCGAGAUAUCCAAAUAUUGCUUGGAAAUCAGUCACGUACACUAGCAGCAACUGUCGUCUUCUGGUUAUCAGCUGCAGUACAUGAAUACAUAUUAAUGAUAUGCCUGAGAUACUGUUUACCAGUAUUAUUUCUAUUCUUUGUUGUAGGCGGUUAUGUGUUGUUUUUCAUACAAGGCAGUGGACGUAGUUGGAAUGUAGCCAUUUGGAUUGCUUUGUUUGUUGGCUGGGGUCAAAUGAUCUGCUUGUAUUCUAUGGAAUGGUAUGCACGCAAAAACUGUCCACCAGUUCUAGACAACUGGUUGAAUUUCUUUACGCCUCACAUAAUAUUUUGUCCCAGCAUAAAUGGAACUACAGAUGGUUGA
This is a messenger RNA of Heterobilharzia americana, 1236 nucleotides long. The record is from the annotation of a GenBank genome assembly. Lineage: Eukaryota; Metazoa; Platyhelminthes; Trematoda; Strigeidida; Schistosomatidae.